Octodon degus (degu) is the source of this 1393-nucleotide messenger RNA. It is a transcript of the gene Shbg, whose product is annotated as sex hormone binding globulin. The record is from RefSeq and is a predicted model, not a curated record. Gene Ontology annotation, molecular function: steroid binding. The transcript has 9 exons. The coding region runs from base 176 to 1393 and encodes 405 amino acids. NCBI's taxonomy places the organism in Eukaryota, Metazoa, Chordata, Mammalia, Rodentia, Octodontidae.
GACGCAUGAAAGUGAGGCAACUUGUCCAAGGCCCCUUAACCAGAUACUUGAGAUUCCAUGACUCAUCUCUAGCCCUGCUGGAGGAUGCUACUUGAGCAGGACCAGAUCUCACAUCUCUGAAGACCCUCCCCUCCCCUACCCAGAGUGUGAGACACAUCUUGGAUUGCAGCUGACUAUGGAGAGCAGAAGUCCACCAGCCACCUUAUACUGGCUGCUGUUGCUGCUGCUGCUGCUGCUGCCACUGCUACCUCACAUCCACCAGGGAUGGGCCUUGGGGCACACUCUCUCCACUGAGAGGUCUCAAGACUCUCCUACUAGGUACCUCAGCAGUGGCCCAGGACAAGAACCUGUUGCUGUCAUGACCUUUGACUUCACCAAGACCACCAAAACCUCUUCCUCCUUUGAGUUUCGCACCUGGGAUCCAGAGGGAGUGAUAUUUUAUGGGGACACCAAUGCUGAGGAAGACUGGCUCAUGCUGGGACUUCGGGAUGGAAGGCUUGAGAUCCAAUUGCACAAUCGCUGGGCCCAACUUACUGUGGGUGCUGGUCCUCGGGUGGAUGACGGGAGAUGGCACCAGGUGGAGGUGAAGACCGCUGGGGACUCAGUGCUGCUGUGGGUGGAUGGGGAUGAGAUGCUACGCCUGAGGCAGGUGUAUGGGUCCUGGGCCGACAAACCACAGCUCCUCAUGAGGAUCGCGCUGGGGGGGCUGCUCUUUCCUGCUUCCAAACUUCUGUUGCCGCUGGUCCCUGCCCUGGAUGGCUGCCUGCGCCGGGAUAGCUGGUUGGGCCAGCAGGCUCAGCCUUCAGCUUCUGCCUCUGCUAGUCUCAGAAACUGUAAUGUGGAAUUGCAGCCUGGGCUGUUUUUCCCUCCAGGGGCACGUGCUGAAUUCAGUCUCCAAGAUAUCCCACAGCCUCAUGUAGAGCCCUGGGCCUUCUCUCUGGACCUGGAACUCAAGCUGGCAGCUGGAUCUGGUCACCUGCUUGCCCUUAGUGCACGAGAGAACUCUUCUUGGCUUAGCCUUCACCUCCAAGAUCAAAAGGUAGUGCUGACUUCUGGGGCAGGGCCAAGACUAGAGCUGCCUGUGGCCUUGGGACUCCCUCUUCAGCUGAAGCUGGCCACAUCCACGGUGAUCUUGAAGCAAGGGUUAAAGACGGAGGUCUCUGCUGUGCCUCCUGAGGGCCGUGGCCCUCUCUCUGAGCUCUGGGCCCAGCCGCAGAGCCGCCUCUUCAUUGGUGCUUUACCAGGAGAGGAUUCUUCUGCCUCCUUUUGCUUGGAUGGCCUUUGGGCACAAGGGCAGAAGCUGGACAUGGAUCGGGCCCUAAGCAGAAGCCAGAAUAUCUGGACUCAUAGCUGCCCCCAGAGCUCAAGCAAUGACACUGAUAUCUCCAAUUAA